CCUGGCGAUCCGCGUGGUGCGGCCGCAGAACCGCAUUUCCACGAUGCCUGCUGCAGCCACAUCGUCCGUAAUGUUCCCGGUGGGGGAAGACUUGUUCAAGACGGGGAAGCCGCUGCCGGAUGAAGAGAAGCGAUACCUCGUGCACAUUGCGCGCACGUCGUGCAAGGAACUGAUCAAACACGCCGACUUGCGCGACGACAACGUCGUGUGGACGCCGAUUGGAGGCCCCCCCGACGCCAAAAUCUCGUCGCUGCUCUUGUCGUCGCGAGGUGGAGGCUUCCUUGACAAUUUGGUGCUGGCAGCCCGCAUGUACGAAGGGCGGUCGAAGCGCGACUGGAGCAAGAAGUUUCACGGUGGAAACGUCAUGAUGGGCGCAUGUGUCACACAGGUGGCGGCCACGAUCGAGGAAGUUGCGUCGUUCUACCAACGCCCGACGACGCGUGACGCUCGCGUGUUUGCUGACGCGUACCAAGAAGAAUGUUUGGACUCGCACGUCCUGUACACCCUCGUUCCUCCGUCAACAGUAGCGCCAUGGCACAACACCGUCGUGCGGUGGCAUGCCGUCAAGCCGCCGGUUGCUCUCGGGAAACCCCGCGACUUUUGUUUCCUUGAGACACACGACGAGUUUGUCGACAGUCGCGGCCGCCGAGGUUGGGUCCUCGCAAGGGAGUCCGUCAAUAUCGAAGCUUGCCCGCAACUAUCCACCGUCGUCCGCGCCACUAUGCAGCGCUCCGGCCUUGUCUUUGUCGAGAGCGACUUGCCUGGGUUCCUCAACGUUACCCAGAUGGCUGUCGUGGACCUCAAAGGCACGCUUCCGCGUGUGCUGUCUCGUCUGGCUACAAAAAAGUACCUGACGGAAGUGCUCCGGUUAAACCGAUUUCUGCACGAAAAGCGACUGAGUCUCGAGCACAUCCUCCCUGCACACAACCUUGUGCCCAAGCGCGACCGAACGUCAUGUCACGUGUGCGUCAAGAAAUUCCGAGUGUUUUCUCGACACAAGGUGCGCUGUCGAAAGUGUGGUGAAGUCGUGUGCAUGCAGUGUCAGGGCGUGUGGGCAAUCGACAUGUCCACGGCCGCGUCAUCCCACAACCGCCGGGCGUCCACUUCGUCGAUUCCGUCAAGUGGUGUCAAGAAGGUGCAUGUUCGUGUGUGCAUUAACUGCUCCCAAGACACACGAGAGCGCUCGAUGCACCACAAACCGUCCAUACUCAACACUCAAAUCCUCCAUACGAAUCCUGCAAGCGAAGACGAAAUGUUUGCUUUGGACACCAUGGCCCUGAUUCCAACUUCUCACGCACUUCCCGACCAAGUUCUGGACGAAGAUGACGAUAUUUCUCCCAUGGAUGUGCUGCAAAGUGCUCGCUCCCGGGCGUUGCAUGAAUACGUUCGUCGUACGUCUACGGCAAGCUUAACUUCAUCCUUCCUCCCAAACCACCAAAACCCUUCCACGGCGGUUGAUUCGACGCAAUCGAGUCAAGCUCGUGCUCCACAAGUUGACAGCGACGACGAUGAAAUCGAAGAUCACGUGGUGUUUCGACAAACCAAGAGCGUGCCCGACGAUACCAUGUCGUAUGCUGAAUCGUCACCGACGUCGUCGAAGGACGAGCCGCAGUUUGGCCCACGAGGAUUGUCGCAUUCGUUUGUGAGUGAAGCGUCAUCGUUCCGGCCGAGCUUUACCAUCUUCAAGAAGUCUACUUUGACGACUUCAUCGCAGCAACCAGUCCUUCCGUCGUCGAUGUUGCUCACAUCGCCGUCUUAUCGCGCUAUGAACAAGGACACGUCGCCGACAACCUUUGAAGAAGAAUCGUCUCAGCAUCGUCAGCUUCGCAAACCCCGCCACCAUUCCGUGCAUGUGUCCACUGCCCCCACGUCUGAGUCAACAGCAACUUCCACGACGUCGUCUGCAACAACGUCUCGUCGAGGCAGUUUGCCGUUGUUCUCCAACCUCGCUGCGCAAGUCGACGCAGCGUUGCAUUAUGGUCACCACACUGCCCACGUCCCCCCUCCAUCGUCGCAUUCUUCGACCAUGGCGCUCUUGUCAGCGACAUCCCCUUCGCUUUCGUCGUCCCGAUCAUCUUGGCGGCAUCGCUCGUCCAACUCUUUGUUCCAAUCCCCGGCGAACAGACACUCCCACCAACGCAGGCCGUACACCCCGCGCAAGUCAAGCCAAACAUUCCAAUUCCAAGACUCCAAGCUCGUUGGCAUGCGCACCAGCACUGGGACGUACACAAGCGAGGACUUGAAAUCGAUCGAACGUUCGUUGCUCGCGGAUGCCAAAAAGUACUCGGUUGCGGUCGACACGCCCGAUUCCUCGGCGCUGUCAUCAUCGGCGCGAGGGAGCAGCAUGGUCUUGUCUGCCCGGGGCAAGGAUUCUUCGUGGACCAACGUUCGAUCGUCCACUCGAGUCGGUCGCGAGAACAAUUCGUCGUUUCUGUCGAGCUGCAACCACACCCCCGCGACCACGACCUCGUCCAGCUUGAGCUUUUCCGACGACGACACAACGCUUCAGCUUGAAGGACUCCGAGAGAAGGUGCAACUCACCCUAAACGCAACUUCGUCGUCCACGUUGUCGUCGGCGUCUGAACCAGAGCCCGACGUGGUCGCACUGUACAAGCAAAUGAAGGCGCUGCGAGUCGCCAUGUAGAUCCAACUCGGCCCCUCCUUGUCCACGUUUAGAAACAACGCCAUGCCAGUAAUAACAGAACCCCUUAUCUAACAAGAACUCUUCUCCACGUCCCACAUAUA
Molecule: messenger RNA, 2745 nt
Organism: Aphanomyces invadans
Lineage: Eukaryota; Oomycota; Saprolegniomycetes; Saprolegniales; Verrucalvaceae
Exons: 2
Coding region: 44-2644 (866 amino acids)
Molecular function (GO): metal ion binding; lipid binding
Source: RefSeq, a predicted model, not a curated record